Dichotomopilus funicola is the source of this 1815-nucleotide messenger RNA. RefSeq lists its product as uncharacterized. NCBI's taxonomy places the organism in Eukaryota, Fungi, Ascomycota, Sordariomycetes, Sordariales, Chaetomiaceae. Bases 1 to 1815 code for a protein of 604 amino acids. The record is from RefSeq and is a predicted model, not a curated record. The transcript has a single exon.
AUGGCGAGAACCACACGAUCAUCCGCGAAGCGGGACAUCCAGCCGGAGAGCUCAUGGCGCAUGGUCGAGGGCGGCGAGAACGACAGUUUCGACACCUCGAUCCUGAACGAUGAAGAGAUCUUCAUCCCCUCGAGCGGCUCCCAGGCCUUCGGCUCGCAACCCAUCGGCUCGCAAUCCUUCAGCAUCGGCGGGUCGCAACCGUGGAGCAUCGGUGGGUCGCAGGACGACAACAUCGAGAAUUUUCUGAGUAAAGCCGAGGAAGACGAGCAGGUCCUCCUGCGUACGCCGUUCCGCCCGUCCGUUCCGAAAUCCGUGCGCCAGAGCUCUCGUGAUAACUUGAGGCGGCCGUUCUCGCCUGAGCCGCAGUUCUACAUGCCCAAGAUCGAUAUUGAUAGCCCGAGGAAUUCGGUCUCGGAGUCGUCUACGACGGUUCGGCCUACUGAUCCACCACAAACGUCGCCGAAACUCAGGCGUCGUCAAGUCGGGGUACCAGAGAGUCCUGUUAGCAAGCAAACGAAGAAGUCGACAGCGGCUCGGCAACCAACACUGGACAACGAAGCAUCGGGAGCCCCUUUAUCUGCCGGGAUAUUCGGCGCACUCGGCUGGGUGUUGGAGGUGGUUGGGAUGGCGUUGCGCUAUGCGCAAAAGCCACUGGCCGUCUUGUUAUCGCUUUAUAUCACGUUUGGCGGCAUCAUAAUGCUGCAGAACAUGGCGAGCAAGUCAAUCACAACUUCACUCUCCCCCAUCUGCCGCAUCCCCGGCGCGUCGUUGAUCGACCUGCCAUUCUGCCCGGAUUCCAAGCCAUCCGGGAACAAGAAAAAAGGGGGGAAAGGCGGCAGCGCGCCGGUGCAGUUCGACAGCCUGAUGGACGCCCAAGACAAUUUCCAGCGGGUAGCAGAGAUGGCCGCAGACGGCAUGUCGCUGCCUAUGGAGAUGAAGCGGUCCGAAUCAUCCAUCCGCGACCUGCGCACUGUAGUGCGCCACAGCUCGCUGAUUUCCAAAGAGGAACUGAUCCUCGAAUUCGACGGGUUCAUCGACACGGCCCAGGCCGCCACGAGCAGCCUGCAACGGUUCAACACACGCGUCAGCUCCACAGUCGACUGGGUCAUCAGCAUCACCCGAUGGACGUCACGCAACCUCGAGCCCUUCAGCCAGGAACUGGGGCCCGACGGCGACCACGGCGGCCGUAGCACCGGCCGUGUCGCGGGCUACCUCGGCGCUUGGACAGACUGGUUCUUCUCCCCGUUCCAGCCGACCCUACUCUCGGAACAGUACCUCCUCAACCGGUACAUCGAGCACACCGAGCUAGUAUCCGACAAAGUCGGCCAACUAAUCAGCGAAGCCCGCGCCGUGCUGCACACCCUAACGCGCGCCGAAGAGCAUCUCGACGCCGUAUACAGCUUCGUCACGCGCACGCACAAAACGGUCCAAGGCCGCAAAGACGACAUCCUCUGGACACUGUGGACGCUAGUCGGCGCCAACAACCGCCGUUUAGCUAAUUACAACGGCCAGCUGGCGCUGCUGCGGCAGGUGGAGGGCCAGCGGACGCGGGCGGUGCGGUUGGUGAAUGAGUUGGUGCUGGAGCUGGAGAAGAUUCAGGCGAGUUUGGGGGAUUUGAAGGAGAGGGUGUCGGAGGUUGGGCUGGUGCAGGCGCAGGCGGAGGUGCCGUUGAGUGUGCAUAUUGAGACAAUUAAUAUGGGCGUGGAGAGGUUGGAGGCGGCGAGGAGUCGGAUCAGGUCGAUUGAGGAUGAGAGGAUUCAGGAGGUUUUGGCUAGGGGUGGGAGGGGAGGGGAGGAUCGGUUGAUUGAUGCAUAG